Molecule: messenger RNA, 757 nt
Organism: Cuscuta campestris
Lineage: Eukaryota; Viridiplantae; Streptophyta; Magnoliopsida; Solanales; Convolvulaceae
Source: the annotation of a GenBank genome assembly
GUCUAUGUUGAAUGUAUUUUCUUAUAUGGUUAUUUCCAGGUUGUACCAGCAUGGCUGCAUUGCUUGCCCAUAAAAGGUGAUUUGAUCGAAGCAAAAGUUGUACAUGAGCAGCUGUGUUCAAUGGUGGAACGGUCCGACGCUGAGCUAUUGGGUCCCAACAAUCAGUAUCUUCCUAAGAUUGUUUCAGUUUUUGCCGAGGUGUUAUGUGCCGGUAAGGAUCUGGCAACGGAACAAACAGCCAGUAGAAUGGUUAGUCUGUUGAGGCAGCUUCAACAGACACUACCACCGGCAACCCUGGCUUCAACAUGGUCAUCCCUUCAGCCUCAACAACAGAUGGCCCUUCAGUCCAUUCUAUCAUCUUAGUGCCUGCUUCUCAAGUUGGAAAAGAGGAAAACGCUCGAACACCGUCUUUCUUCUCCACAAUGAUGAUGAAACUUGUGGGCCCCGCUUUCGUUCAUUGAGAGGUGAAAUCAGAUUUAUAUUUGAAUUGUUGAUUCUUUGUGUCGUGAAAUGCCAUUCAUCGUCCACCGUUUGAGCUUGGGAAAAAAAAAUAUGCAAGCAGAGAUGUAUACAUUUUUUCUUUUAGUUCUCCUUGUUUCAUUUUGGGGUUUGGAAGUGUAUAUUUGUUGUGUCAAGCCAUUGGUUUUGGGGGGGAUUCUACUUCGGUUUAGUGAGAUCUCUUGGUUUCCCCUCCCUUUUCGGUGACCGUUUUGUGGUUCAAGGGUUGUCAGGGAGGCAGUUCUUGGCUCAGUUUUGU